CAGCACUUCUGUUUUGACAGGAGGAAAAAGUAUCAAUAACAAAAACAAUUAUCAAUGAAAAAUCGACUACGCAUAUUAAGUGAAAUGAUUUGUCUGUAAUGGCAAAUAGCUCCAGCUCCGAUGAAAGCUCCAAAGCACCUGAGAACUUUCAAUUAUCAAGCGCAUCCACAAAUGAUGACGAAGACGAGAACGACGUCGAUGUCUGCGAUGGCGUUGCCUACACAAAGAAGCAUCCGAAAGGCGAUGUGCGCGUAAAGCCAACAGCUGGUGUCGCCUCCACAGGUCUGCGAUGUCCGCUCUGCUGCAGGCAACAGCGACGACUGCAUUGCAGAACUUGUGUUAAAAAUGGAAACAUUACUCACAGCUCUGCCUUGGAAUCUGAAAGCUUAACGGAGAAACAGCAGAAGUACAUUAACCUGCAGGCGGGCCUGAAGACAUACAGCAAUAGGUACGAGCACCUUAUACAACAGCACAAGUGCAAUGAAAAUCGAAUGAUUGCGAUACGUGCGAAGCGGGAGCAGCUGCAGUUGCUGCAACAGCUGAUCGGCAGCACGACACAUCGCUUGCAGACGUUAAGCGAGCAGAGGGAUGAACUGCGUCAGGCAAAUGCUGAGAAACGCAAGAACCUGCCCAAGUAUCCCACCAAAGUCAAGAUGCUGGAGGAUUAUGUGAUCGAUCGUUCGAUGCGCAUCGAUAAACUACGCCAGCAGCACAUGAAUCUAUUGGAUAGCAUCAAGCAAACGGCUCGCCGUGACAUUCAACAGCUUGUCACCUAUAUAUUCCCCAUCUCGGAGGUGGUGUUGAAGGACGAGCAGCAGCGCAAGGCGUGCGCCGAGCGCAGCGAAGAUGCCGAAACAAUCGCAGCGCUAGCCGAUGCCAAGAAUACAUCAUACAUACGUGGUAAAUGGGUGUUCCAUGGCAGUGGCAUCAGCGAGGUGCAGUACCGCAUAGUGGGACCUUCGCUACCCGCCAACGGCGACUACUCUGCCUACCUGGACUACCUGGCCGACAACAAGGAGGAUGUGCCCAAGACCACGGCCAAUGAGAUAACGCCCAGUCGCGUUGAGGCCUACCGAAUCAUGGGCGCACUCACCUACACGGUGCAGCUGACGCAGCUGCUCAGCUUCUAUCUGAACGUGAGGCUGCCACACAAGGUCGCCUACAGCGACUUCUGUCGCAAGAUGCGCAACGAGGAGCAGUUUCUGCGAAAGGUGUGUCGCGUCAACAACAAUAUCAUGUAUCUGGCCUACUCUCAGCAGGUGAAGCUGCGCGCGCUUAAUGAACAGCACACGCUCGAAAAUAUUUUGGCCAUUUUGGAUCUGGAGCGCAGCGAUUUGGGUCGCUACGGUCAUCUUGAUGUGGCCAAUGCGCCGCUAAUGAAAUCUGUGGACUCGCUCCUCAUUGGCAUUGAGACGGCAACGGAAUCUGAAUCUGAAGACGAGAGCUCGUUACGCCUGGAUUGGGAGGCGGUGCCCAGCGUCAGCGUGGCUCAGCCAGAACUGACAGAGUCCAAUCUGAUACCUGCGGUGGCACAGCAAUCCACCAUAGCCAUGGCAGCUAAUCGCCUCACCUCGAUGCUACGCUGGAUCAAGUGAACCAAUUACCUGUCCUCGAGUGUGUCUGUUAUAUUUUACAAAUUAGGUUAAAGGGGUCGAGCAAGUGGAUGGGCGGGGUGUUGCUGUUAUUUGAUGGCUUGUUUAAGACGAUAAUCAACCAUGGGGGAGCUAUGUAAAUACCCAUUGGGAUGGAUAUGUUAACCGUAAUGUAUAUAAGUUAUGGUCAGUUUGCUUGGGUGUCAUUGAUCGCAUCAUUUUGAUAUGUAUAGAGGACGAACCUUGUGAGUGUGCACUAAUUUUGAAUAGAAUAUGCGCUCUUU
Drosophila arizonae is the source of this 1876-nucleotide messenger RNA. RefSeq names its product autophagy related protein 14 (gene Atg14). Gene Ontology annotation, cellular component: autophagosome; extrinsic component of phagophore assembly site membrane; phosphatidylinositol 3-kinase complex, class III. Gene Ontology annotation, biological process: autophagosome assembly; cellular response to starvation; autophagosome membrane docking. Gene Ontology annotation, molecular function: protein-membrane adaptor activity; phosphatidylinositol 3-kinase regulator activity. NCBI's taxonomy places the organism in Eukaryota, Metazoa, Arthropoda, Insecta, Diptera, Drosophilidae. The record is from RefSeq and is a predicted model, not a curated record.